Messenger RNA from Andrographis paniculata, 557 nucleotides. RefSeq lists its product as uncharacterized. The record is from RefSeq and is a predicted model, not a curated record. The transcript has 3 exons. The coding region runs from base 249 to 494 and encodes 81 amino acids. NCBI's taxonomy places the organism in Eukaryota, Viridiplantae, Streptophyta, Magnoliopsida, Lamiales, Acanthaceae.
UGUGCAUAUUUUGUUUGGUUGGGAAUGAAUGCAGACAUGUUUUCGAUCUUUAUUUUAAUUCAUAAAUGAGAUUAGAUAGCUACUUCUCCGACGAGAAGUAUGAUUAGGUAUUUUCUUUAGGACACCAUGUUGUGAUUGGUCUAUUAGACAUGGCCAGCUAAGUCAUAACAGGCAUAGACAUUGGCUUCCCACAACUUAUAAAACCCCCCCUUUCUUCCACCUUCCAAUGGCUGCCAAACUUGCCACAAAUGAAUGGGAGAAUCUAUGUUCUCAUCCUCUUCUUCUGGGCUCUUCUUACCAUCGUCACCCCCAUGCUUAUCCGCCUCUCAGCCUCUGCCAAUCUUUAUCCUAGAUUAGAUGGGGAGCAAGGAGAAGUGCCGAAGGUAUUAUUGCCGAGAAGGGCGCUAAUUCAAUUGAUAUUAUCUCCAGUUUCGGCGCCAGCACCAGAGCCGGUAUUACCAAGUUUGAAGCCGGGGUAUAUCCAGGGAUUGUAGGAUUUGCAGGAACAGAUUCAUGGUGAAUUAUAGGCACAAGAAAUAAUAAUGUUAUUUCAAUUA